CCGGUGCCGGGGCGCGGACGGUAAGCGUAUAAGCAGCGCAUAUACGCCUCACGGACAGCUGCCGCUGCGCGGCACGGUGCAAGAGAGGUUCUGGCCAUUUAUGUCGCCUUCAGCAGACGUGCUUCGCUAGGUGCGCACCGGGAACUAAGACGUGCGGGCGAGGGGAAAUAGGAACAUACAUCUGGCUGAGAGGUGCGGCGCCGCGGCAGAGUGCUCCUGUUGGCUGGCCGAACGAGGCCAGCGCGAAAGCAGAGGCCUAGGGCCGAGGGAGAUCGGAACGAAGAUUAGAACGUCAAGUAUCUUUAUGGCAGUUGUAGGUCCCGCCUCCGUCGAAAGACGCAUAUGAACGACGGCAUGCAAACACGCCCGACGGGGCGCGAGCAGCGUCUCUGCGCGAGACGCCAGUAGCUAUCAGCGACGCUUCAAGACGCUGGGAGCAAUACAGCGAAGGCCGGCGAAGAUGGGAAGAAGGUCGGUCGAGACGCUCUGUACGUUGGAGACUGCCGAGUUCUCGAUGCGACCUUGGGCCAAGUGGACGUUGUUGGUACGUAAAGACCGUUGUGCAGGCACCGGGGACUGCGAUGCCCAACCGCAUAUUGUACGGCGAAAGACAGGUCGUUCCUGAGAGGUUAUUGGUCAGGACCAGCGAACGAAUCCGCCCACGCACGAUGCUGGCCGAGAGUCGAUGGAAGGUGGCGUUAGACGUCGCGAUAGCCUCAUCGAAGUUGCGCGCAAAGGACUCCCGAAGGGCGCUGCCCGAUCCGGAUGUGCCCGACCCUGAUGCGCCCCUGAUCUUCGUCCACGCGCCUGCCGCACCGCGCUCUCCGCACCGACUGCCCGCCAGAGGCCCUGCGAUGCCCCUCUCUCCGUCCACCACUCAUCGCUCCAGCCAAUCGCGGGCCCGCGCCUCCACCCGCCUUCUGCGGGGCCACAUGUCCCGCCCCCCGAUCGCCCAGUGCGCCGCAACGCGCCACCUCGGGUCGAAUACCACGUCCACGACUGACACCAACGCCACCCGGCCUCCUUAUGCAAUCUGCGCGGUCCGGCUGAAUAACCGUGAGUCACCGCAAGGUCGCCCUGCUGAGUCGCGACUGAAUGCGGCGGAGGCAACGCUCGCAAAGCACGCGGCGCGUGUGCGCGGUCCGUCAUCGAUCACCUCCGAGGGGCGCCCUGGGUGCCCCCCGCCGCGAGACACGUCGCAACACGAAAAACGCUGUCGCACCGCCGCCGCCGCCGCAGGAACGGGCCGCGGCGCCCCCUGUCCCCCCCUGUGUUGCGUCCGCCGCCGCCGCCACCGCCGCGGCUUCGCGCUCUGCCAGCCCCGCGGGACGGGGCUCAAACAACGCGGGAGUCGGGACACCGCGUCCUCCCGCGAUCGCACACACAAGACGGCUGGGCGAGCAUGUGGCGGUUCGUGUUUGCGGAGCGCAGCGUCCUGUCGCAGCGCGUCAUGCACACCUGCGCGCGGGUGUAAAUCUGGAAAAUCUGAAAUAGCGAUCCCGACUUGUCUUCGUGCUCCGCAUGUGUGUCUCCCCAACGUCGGGUCUCCCCGGAGAGCUACCUCCCCCUCUGAAAAUGCAACGCCCGUGU
Phanerochaete carnosa HHB-10118-sp is the source of this 1590-nucleotide messenger RNA. RefSeq lists its product as uncharacterized. The annotation marks the transcript as partial. The transcript has a single exon. NCBI's taxonomy places the organism in Eukaryota, Fungi, Basidiomycota, Agaricomycetes, Polyporales, Phanerochaetaceae. The record is from RefSeq and is a predicted model, not a curated record.